This is a messenger RNA of Equus caballus (horse), 1588 nucleotides long. NCBI's taxonomy places the organism in Eukaryota, Metazoa, Chordata, Mammalia, Perissodactyla, Equidae. The record is from RefSeq and is a predicted model, not a curated record.
GGACAGUCCUGACUGAGAUGGAAGAGGCAGAAAUUCCUCUCCAGAGAGAAAAAAGCCACCUUCACAAGCCACAGAGCUUCAUAGCCAGUGGAAUGGGAGCCACUCUAAGAUUGGAAUCAUUAGUGGAACAGGCCUGGAUGAUUCAGAAAUCUUAGAAGGAAGAACCGAAAAAUAUGUGGAUACUCCGUUUGGCAAGGCACGGGAGGCAGCAUAGCAUCAUGCCCUCAGAAGUCAACUACCGGGCGAACAUCUGGGCUCUGAAGGAGGAAGGCUGCACUCACGUGAUCGUCACCACCGCCUGCGGUUCCUUGAGGGAGGAGAUUCGGCCCGGAGACAUCGUCAUUAUCGACCAGUUCAUCGACAGGACCACCAAGAGACCUCAGACCUUCUAUGUCAAAAGUUCCUCCUGUGCCAGAGGAGUGUGCCAUCCAGCGGCUGACCCGUUCUGCCCCAUAACGAGACAGGUCCUCUUAGAGAAUGCUAAGAAGCUAGGACUCCGGUGCCACUCAAAAGGGACAAUGGUCACAAUCGAGGGACCUCGUUUUAGCUCCCGGGCAGAAAGCUUCGUGUUCCGCGCCUGGGGGGCGGAUGUUAUCAACAUGACCACAGUUCCAGAGGCGGUCCUUGCUAAGGAGGCUGGAAUUUGCUAUGCCAGCAUCGCCUUGGCAACAGAUUAUGAUUGCUGGAAGGAGAAUGAGGAAGAGGUUUCAGUGGACCGGAUUUUAAAGACCCUGAAAGAAAAUGCCAAUAAAGCCACAAGUUUACUCCUCAGUACCAUACCCCAGAUAGGGUCCAUGGAAUGGUCAGAGACUCUUCGUACUCUGAAGGAUAUGGCCCGGUUUUCUGUUUUAUUACCAAAACAUUAAAAUAGCAUGGCGGGCCAGAAGAGAAGAUUUUCUAAUUCUACACAUUUGGGAAAUUGCUGCCUAACUUUGAAAAACAUGGAAAAGACAUGCAGCUUUCAUGCCCUUGCCCGCUAAGGAGGAACAUGUAUGACAAGACAUUGCACGAGUCAGAGAUGCCUUGUGUCAGACGUGGACUGCUUCACAAAACAGAAGGAAAGCAAAUGACCAGCAAGUGUCUGGAAAAGUCUUACACUUUAGCAAAAAAGACAGGAAGACAUCAUUUACCCUCCCCCAUUAAAUUUGUAACAGUAAAGAGUGGGAGGUGACAUCCAAUUUCCUGUGUUGCCAAGGAAUAAGAAGAAGAAAUGGGACUCUUAGGCCAUUUAUUGGUGUGACUGUAAAUUGAUACAAUCUUUUUGGAGGGCAGUUUGGUAAAAUGUAUCAAAACGCUUACAAAAUACACCCUUUGUGCUCGUUACUCCUAGGAAUUUAUCUUUAAAAAAUUAUUGGAGAUACGUACAAAGAAUUAGGUAUGAAGAAAGAUGUCCAAUAGAGUGUUAGUUGUAAUAGCAAAUAUUCAAACGAAUCUGAAUAUCCAAAAAUUGGAGGUAAAUUAUAAUUUAGCUAUAAUUAGAUUGUGAAGCUGCCAAGUGAAGAUCGUGUUUUCACAUAAUGGUUAAUGUCCUAAAGAAAUGGUGACUUUGUAAUAUGAAAUGAAAAACGCAUAUGUAAGCAUUUUACAG